Messenger RNA from Amphibalanus amphitrite, 4179 nucleotides. Its product is annotated as DNA topoisomerase 2-binding protein 1-like. The transcript has 21 exons. Gene Ontology annotation, biological process: mitotic DNA replication checkpoint signaling; DNA replication initiation; mitotic G2 DNA damage checkpoint signaling. NCBI's taxonomy places the organism in Eukaryota, Metazoa, Arthropoda, Thecostraca, Balanomorpha, Balanidae. The coding region runs from base 46 to 3792 and encodes 1248 amino acids. The record is from RefSeq and is a predicted model, not a curated record.
GUUCUUUGCCUGUGAAGCUUAUUUUGACCUUGACAGUAAUAGUAAAUGGAGUCUCUCUUGUCUCAAGAAACCCAGGAUCAAGUAAAUCUCUAUUUUGUUCUUCCUAAGGACACUACAGAAACUACUUGCAGUGAAAAGUUGGCAUCAUCCUAUCAGGCAUGUCUGGAUGUUGGUUUUCCAAGUCAGUGGAUAAAAGAAGAAGAUGUGCUAAAAAUGCAACCAGUCAAGCAAGAUGUGUUCAUCUGUGACCCAUUUGAAGGACUAGGUUUUGACCACUUAUCAUCUGGAAAAUUCAAGUGUGUCAGAGUGCUGGGCCCACCAUGCCUGCUGGCCUGUCUGAGUCGCAGCGAACCAGUGCCAGAGCAUCCCUAUCCCCUCUACACAGCCGCCAUGAGAGGCAUGGUGGUCACUUCAACUGGAUUCCAAAAAACAGAAAAGAACCGUCUGCAGCGGCUGGUGCGGCAGAUGUCGGGCGUCUACUCGUCCGACUUCCACGAGGGCAUCACCCACCUAGUGGCAGGCGUCGUGGCCAGCCCCAAGUACCAGGUGGCGGUGGCGCGCGACGUGCCGGUGAUGCGCGCCGCCUGGGUGGACCGGGUGUGGGAGGCCAGCCGGCAGCAGACCGUCUCGGCCACGGACCCGCAAUUCGCCGACCUCGCCUGCCCGCCCUUCCAAGGCCUGUUCGUGUGUGUCAGCCAGAUCAGCCGCCGGGACAAGGAGGCCAUCAAGCGGCUCAUCGAGACCAACGGUGGCAACUACAUGACUCAGCUGGAGUGUGAGAAGACCAAUGUGCUGAUCUCACCUUCAGUCGAGGGUGAGAAGGUCACUUUCGCCAGACGCUGGAAGAUUCCGUGUGUGCUUCCCGAGUGGCUGUAUGACAGCGUGGAGCGCGGCUCCUGCCUCCCGAUGGAGCAGUACACGACAUCGGACAAGAUGGCCAAGCGUUCCUCCACGCCCACCAAGAACCACACCAUGGCGAGCGGCGAGCUUGCUGACCUCACCAUGAGCACCAUAGUGGGUUCCAACGAGAGUCGGUUGAACCCCGUCAACGAGACGUUGAUGAACGAGACGGCGUCGUUCGCCGUGCCGGCACCGGCGCCCUCGCCCGCCCAGGAGGAACUGGCUGAGCUGGACAGGGUCGACCUGCAGGAGGUGGCCAAGGCAGGCGAGUUCCUGGACGGAUGCAAGGUGCACUGUAUCGGCUUGGACGCGCGCCGGGACGACAAGCUGCGCCGGCUGCUCAACACCUCGGGCGCCAUGCGCUUCUCCCAGCUGCUGCCCUCUGUGACGCAUGUGGUGGUGGCGGGCGGCGCGGGCGUCUGGCGCGCCGGCCGGCCGCUGCCGGAGGCCGAGUUUCUGCCGCCGGGGGUGGCGCCGCCCGAGCCGCCGGCCGGGGGUGGCUCCGGAGCCGGUCAGCCGGGCCCGGAGCCGGAGCCGGACCCGGCCGGAGAGGAGACGGUGCUGCCGGGCGCCGAGACCACCGCCGCCGGCGAGGAUACCAUGCUCGAGGCCACGCAGACUCUGUUUGGAGGGCUGCGGUUCCACCUGAGCCGCCACCUGGACGACCAGUCGCUCCAGGAGGCGGUGUACAUUCUGGAGGAGCAUGGCGGCCGCCAGGUGCCGGAGCCGACCGCGGCCCGGUUCACCGUGGUACCGCUGGUCCACCCGGCCUCGCCAGACGACCCCGAACCCGACGCUCUGGUUACACUGGCCUACCUACAGCACUGCGUCGAGGCCGAUAAGCUGCUGGAGCCGGAGUACUUCCACCGGCCGAUCAGCACCACCGAGCAUGACAUACUCACCGGCUGUGUGCUGGGCAUCAGCUCCUACAGCGGCCGCGAGAGGCAGUACCUGGCGCUGCUCGGCGAGAGCAUGGGCGCAGAGUUCCAGGAGGUGUUUGCCCGCCGCGACAACCCGUCCAAGCACGCGCGCGCCUCCACCCACCUGGUGUGCCAGGCGGCCGAGGGCCACAAGUACGCCGCCGCCCGCAAGUGGGGCCUGCCGGCCGUCAGCCGCGAGUGGCUGCGAGCGUGCGCCGCCGCCGGCCGCCGGCUGCCCACCGACGAGUACGCCGUGGAGGGCGGCGCCGAGUCGACGGUGGCGUCUGUGACUUCCAGCGCCGUGUCGGCGGCGCCGGCCCACACCCCGGCGCCGGCGCCGCCCGCCCCCGCCGCCGCCGCCGCCCCGGCCGGCUGCCUGCCCAGCUUCAUGCAGCCGCCGGUGGAGCUGACGCCGGUGCGGCCGCCGCAGCUGCCGCCGGCCGACUCGGUGGCGCGCGCGGCGGCGGCGGACGGCACGGCGGACAUGGCCACGCCGCAGACCCCGUACGGAGCGCUGGUGGCCGGCGCCAACCCCAGCAGAUCGACACGGAAGGCCUGGAAACGCUGGGUGGACGCCAUGGAGGAGACGCCCGAGAACAAACGACGGCGCGUCAGCACGCCCAUGUCCCAGCUGGUGGUACAGUACUUCAAAACAAACUUCAGUCAGAGGGACAGCCAGGCCGACCCCAGUGCGUCCACUGAAAACAGUCCCGUCGUCAACUCGGAAGAUGUCAACGCGGCGCUGCAGUCUGAGGCGGCCGGAUCCGGUACCCCUGCCUCUGCCGUGAAGAGCUCCAAACCGGGCCCGUCGACGGGCACGGCGCCUCGAACGCUGCCCAAACGGGGCCGUCCGCCGGCGGCUGAGCUGGGCAGCAGUCCCUGUCUGGGGAACGGCUCGGUCCGGGACCGGGGCGCGACCGCCGGGCCGCCGGCCGCCGACCGCACCGUCACAGAGGAGGGGGAGGCGGCCGGCGACGUCAGCCGUCAGCUGGCCGAGCUGAACCGAAUGGUGUCGCGGCGCAGCGCCGACGGCAGCGGCGCCAGCGGCGAGCACCGCAUGCCGGCCGGCCUGCUGGACCCGCCGCCGGCCGUGGGCGGCUCCGAGUCGGCGCCACAGGCCAUGGAGCUCAACACGCAGGGAACAGCAGUGACCUGGGACGACCCGCGCGAACGGCAGGCUCGUAACAAUCUCAUGCAAGAGGAGGCCGCCCGCCAGGAUGCCGAGAACGUGUCUCCCAACGUUCCGGCGGCGCCGGCCGCCGCUGCCGCCAAGUGUCCGGUGGCUCCGGUGCUGGUGUUCUCGGGCCUGGAGCCGGCGGAGCGGAGCCGCUACACGGCGCUGGCCGAGCGUCUGGGCGGCUCCGUGCUGGACUCGGCCACCCUGGAGCCGAGUGCCACACACCUGGUGACGGCGCGGCCAAACCGCAGCGAGAAACACCUGGCCGCCGUGGCCUCCGGACGCUGGCUCCUGCAGCCCGGCUACCUGGACGCGUGCGAGCGCGCCGGACGCUUCCUCAAGGAGGACGGGUUCGAGUGGGGAGACCCGGAGUGUCUGCGGGCGGCCGGGCUCUCAAAGGACUCCACCGAGUACAAACUCUCCACCGCCGCCUACAGGUGGCGACGGAAAAUCCAGGACGAAGGUAUCCCGGGCGCGUUCCACUCGAUGGUGGCGGUGCUGCUGACGGCCAGGGAGCGCAGUCGGGCGUUCGAGCGGCUGGUGACGGCCGGCGGCGGCCGCGCCGCCUCCCUGGACCAGCUGCGCCGCCGGCCCACGGACGUCACCCACGUGUUCAUCGAGCCGGCGCGCGCCGACAAGCGCCAGCUGACGGCCGAGCUGUGGCGCGAGCUGGCCGAGCGCCGGCUGCCCUGCCUGCAGCCCGUCUACCUGAACGAGUGCCUGACGGCGGCCGCGGCGCCCCGUACCGAGGACUGGCUGCUCGACGAGUACAAACGGCUCCUGGCCGAGACGUGACGCGCCGGGGGCGGACAGAUGGGGCGGACGGACCGCGCCGGGACCGUCGGACGGGGCACCGUCCCUGGCACCGGCUGAGGAGUGACGUCUUGCUCAGACGGUGGGCGAGUUCCGUCCCUGUGGGGAGCACUCCGUGAGCGGUAAGCGCCGUGCUCUCACGGACAGGGUAUCUCCCCAGCCAGCCAUGUGUGUAUAGUUACAUUGUGUACCGAUUGAAGUGUUUGUGGGUGUGGAAAUACCGGAUGUCGCCUCUUCACUGCCUGUCCUGAAGCGUUAUGGUUCUUUUUCCAUAGGCUUCGUAUUUUCGCGAAUGAAGCCGUGAUAUUCGUUCUCAUGCUUUCCAGUAUGAAUGAGAUUGGGAUGAAAAUAUAGCAGGUAUACCUUUUA